GGCGGGCCCGCGGGGCUGGGGCUGCCGCGUCGCUCCCGCGGUGGGGCUCUAGGCCGGCCUGUCUCCGCGGGCCGCGGGUGAAACGCCGGCGGUGAAGGGCGGCGCGCCGGGGGCCGCCGGGCCGGGCGGCAUAGGCUCUGGCGUCGGGGUCAUUUGUGUCGUGACCACCAGCGUCCGUGGCCGUCUUUGCGACACCCAGAGGCGCGCAGGCUGCGUUAGCCCCGAGCGGGCUGUUGCGGCUGCCUUGGCAGGGGGCUCUGCGAGCGCCCGACCCCUUCUCUUCCCGGACCCCACGCCAGCAGCGACCCUGAGCCGACCCCCGGAGCUCCCGGCAAUGGCGGCCUCGACGGCCUCGCACCGGCCCAUCAAGGGGAUCCUGAAGAACAAGACCUCCGCGACUUCCUCUCGGGUGGCCUCGACCGAGCAGCCCCGCGGGAGCGUCGACGAGGAGCUGAGCUGCUGUCCUGGACUAAGUCAGCUGUUCCGGGCUUUGUGUGUAGAAGCUGCAGUUAGAAUUGUGUCUUCAAAGGGAGCUACCAAGCUUAAGAAGUCGCAGAAGUGGGAUGAAAUGAACAUCUUGGCGACUUAUCAUCCAGCGGACAAAGACUAUGGCUUAAUGAAAAUAGAUGAGCCGAGCACCCCUUACCAUAGUAUGAUAGGUGACGAUGAGGACAUAUGCAGCGAUACAGAAACCAGUGAAGCUGUAACUCCAGACACCUUAGCUAAGAAAUUGGCUGCUGCUGAAGGCUCAGAGCCGAAGUACCGAAUUCGGGAACAGGAAAGCAGUGGAGAGGAGGACAAUGACCUGUCCCCUGAAGAACGAGAAAAAAAACGGCAAUUUGAAAUGAAAAGGAAACUUCACUACAACGAAGGACUGAAUAUUAAAUUAGCUAGACAAUUGAUUUCAAAAGACCUACAUGAUGAUGAUGAGGACGAAGAUGAAGAAAUGUUGGAGACUGCAGAUGGAGAAAGCAUGAAUACAGAAGAAUCAAAUCAAGGAUCUACUCCAAGUGACCAACAACAAAACAAAUCCCAGAGUUCAUAGAAGAGAGUUCUUCAGCUUGCAGUUGUUUGUCCAAUACAAACCUUGUUACUGUGAUACACUGCUUCUCGUUCUCCGUAAUCUGUGACUUGAGUACCAAAAUACAUCCCAGUUCCUGUAUGUUGCCAAGAAUUAAGUAACUUAGAAACUGA
This is a messenger RNA of Ochotona princeps (American pika), 1194 nucleotides long. RefSeq names its product protein phosphatase 1 regulatory inhibitor subunit 2 (gene PPP1R2). Gene Ontology annotation, molecular function: protein phosphatase inhibitor activity. The record is from RefSeq and is a predicted model, not a curated record. Lineage: Eukaryota; Metazoa; Chordata; Mammalia; Lagomorpha; Ochotonidae. Bases 335 to 1045 code for a protein of 236 amino acids. The transcript is spliced from 7 exons. Gene Ontology annotation, biological process: regulation of signal transduction.